CAGGCACUCUGCGUUGCGUCGUGCUUAAGAAUAUUCCUUACCCGUGGUAUAUUGGCCAUAUACCACACCUCCUCUGGCCUUAUUGCUUAAUUAUAUUACUUUGGCUAUAAUCUAGGGAUUAUUUUUGCCAGUUCAACACACAAAUUUCACUCACAAAUUUUGUAAAUGUUGUUUCAUCAAACAAUGACAUCAAGGCAGUGAAGUAAUAAUGAAGUAAUGAGGGAACUAGUGUUUUCCAGAUAAAUUCUGCUUUUUGCAGACAAUUAUUUUUACAUUGGUACAUUUGUAUUGUGAAUUCGAUUUUUUUCAUUACUACACAUUUCAAAAAUAAUAUACCACAGAACUAAUAGUAAAAUAGAAAUACAUUCUUCAAAUAACAAAACUGUAUUAAAUAACACAUUGUUUAUCAAUAAAUGUAUUCAGAAUGAUUGGAUAGAAUCCUUUACAUUCCUAUUUCUAUUUCUAAAUGUAUAUUUUGUUUUACUCUUGUUUUAGGAAUCAGAAAACCCACAAUGCAAAAUGUCAUAUACUCUACAGCCAAAAUAGUCCGUUUCAUCACAGGGUACAUAAAGUACAAUUAAGGAACGAGGCCCCACCUCUUGUUUUCCCCCAACCCUGAGUCAUAUACAUUUGAGUCAGCGGUGAGUGUGGACGGCGGCCCACUACCCAGGAGCCACCAUUCCCGCCCCGGAGAGCUCCACGCUGGCAGCGCAGCCCCUUCCGCGGCUCAGCAUUGGGAGGAAGACCCUGGUGGCAGCCGCCGUGGGGGUCAUGCUAGUCCUGGUGCUGGUGGUCCUCAUCCCCGUGCUGGUCAGCUCAGUGGGCACAGACGACGCCAGCCACUUUGAGAUGCUUGGCACCUGCCGCAUGGUGUGCGAUCCCUAUCUGGACUCAGGGGGCACAGGGAAAGCUACGUCCACCACGGGCCUCCAGGCGGAAGCAGAGGCUGAGGAGCUGAUUGACCACAGCAUCGGCCCGCCAAUGCCCACCUAUGGUGGCCAUGGUUCACAGGGAAAGCCCGGACGGCCUGGGAAACCCGGACCACCGGGACCACCCGGAGAGCCCGGUCCACCUGGGCCCAAAGGACCCCCAGGGGACAGAGGAGACUCUUUGAAGACGGGGAUACUGGGUCUGGGGGGCCAAGGAGCCAUCGCCACAGCCACCUACAGCACCACGCCACGGGUGGCUUUCUCUGCGGGACUCCGGAACCCCCAGGAGGGUUACGAGGUCCUGAAGUUUGACGAUGUGGUCACCAACCUGGGGGAUAACUACGACAGCUCGCUUGGCAAGUUCACGUGCAAGAUCCCCGGCACCUACUUCUUCAUCUACAAUGUGCUGAUGAGGGGAGGGGAUGGCACCAGCAUGUGGGCGGACCUGAUGAAGAACGGUCUGGUCAGGGCCAGUGCCAUAGCCCAAGACCAGGACCAGAGUUAUGACUACGCCAGCAACAGUGUCAUCCUUCAUUUGGAUGCCGGGGAUGCGGUCUUCAUCAAACUGGACGGGGGCAAGGCCCACGGGGGCAACAGCAACAAAUACAGCACCUUCUCAGGGUUCAUCCUCUAUGCUGACUGAUUAGGGGGUCGUAGGUCAUGGUUUACAGGGCAUUCACUUCCUGUCUUUCACUCCUCGCUCUCAUUCAUUAUCCAUAUUAAGCUCCAUUUUUUUAAUGGGUUGCCUAUUAUCAUUGUGAAGAUGCAGGGAGGUCUAUCGACAAUAGUGGUUCACUUAUGGUUGUUCUUUCAGUUAUGACGCUGAUGUAAGGGUGACAUUUUGACAGUGCAGAAAAGCAGCGCUGUUGUCAACCUAAACCUGCAUCACUUCAAAUGUACGUCUGGAAUUCAAUGGUUACGUGACUGUAUUGUGUAUCAAUAACCUCCAUCGUUCAGACCUGGGUUCAAAUAGUACUGUUUUCCUUCAUAAACUUGAGCUCCCCUGGCACAGUGGAAUGAGUUGAAUCUUGAAUUGAAUCUUAAAAGUGCAUCUGUCACUAAAGACAGUCUCAAUCAAAUGCUCAAAGUUUUUCAAAAGAUACUAAUAUUAAUUAAACCCCUGGUCUGGUAUUGUUACAUGGUAAACCCACAUUAAAGGGAUAGUUCAACCAAAUUACAAAAUAGAUAUGUUUUUCCUUUCCCUGUAAGCAGUCUUUGGAGACAGCAAUCCAUGCUUUGGUUUUGUUUACCAGGCUGCGGUCACCAAUUGCUACCUUUAGUAUUUUUGUCCAAAAACCAUUUCAGAUUAAUGUCACGCCAAUGUCUGCCAAAUUAGCAUGUUUUACACUUCAUACCCAAAUCAACGACUGUUUACAGGGUGAGGAAGUCACGUUUAUAUUUUGGGUGAAUUAUGCUACUAGCUUACAAGUAUUGGUAAAAACAAAUAGUAUUUUUUGACACUCGCAUUGCUUUUUCACAUUGUCAAAAUUGAGGUCCAUUGGGUCUCUUUAUGUUAGAGCGAUUUUGGAAUUAAGACACGUGUCAUUAAACCCACCGAGUUUUUUUAACCCAGUGUUGUCUGAUGAAUAAGAGAUCUUGUAAUAUUACCCAGUACAUUUAAAUAUUAUUCAUUUAUUUCUAUGUAAAUAAAUAUCAAUGUGCAAACACCAGUGGAGCCAGGGUUCGGGUCAAUUCAAAUUGAAGGCAUUCAAUACAGAAACUAAACUGAAAUUCCCAUUCAAUAAUUGAAAAAAGGGCCUCUAUUUUUACUGAAUUCUCAAUAAACUAAAAAGUAGAAGCUAUUUAUUCCAUAAGUGGUUAAGUUUUAGAAUUGUUUAUUCAAAUCACUUCCUGAAUUGAGUGCCUUCAAUUCGAUUGACAAAUACAAAUAGACUGACCAGGCAAAUCCAGGUGAAUGUUCUGAUCCCUUAUUGAUGUCACCUGUUAAAUCCACUUCAGUCAAUGUAGAUGAAAGAGAGGAGACAGGUUAAAGAAGGAUGUUUACGUCUCGAGAGCAUUGAAA
Molecule: messenger RNA, 2952 nt
Organism: Oncorhynchus gorbuscha (pink salmon)
Lineage: Eukaryota; Metazoa; Chordata; Actinopteri; Salmoniformes; Salmonidae
Product: C1q-related factor-like
Exons: 4
Coding region: 772-1572 (266 amino acids)
Molecular function (GO): protein binding
Source: RefSeq, a predicted model, not a curated record